Molecule: messenger RNA, 519 nt
Organism: Benincasa hispida (wax gourd)
Lineage: Eukaryota; Viridiplantae; Streptophyta; Magnoliopsida; Cucurbitales; Cucurbitaceae
Product: kinesin-like protein KIN-14I
Source: RefSeq, a predicted model, not a curated record
AUGAAAUCCUCAUAUGAGGUCAGAGAAAGAAUGGAAUUCCUUUUUAUACUUAUCUCUGCCAAGGUUGUCAAUACUGUUUUGGCUCUUAAAUCUUAUGGCGAGUGGAAACAGGGUGGAGGCUAUGGAGUUUGGAAUUUUGGGGGAAAUGUAAAACCCACUACUACUAUGUCCGCUACCAAGUCCUUUGUGAGGAAAAAUUCAGGGCCAUUCACAAAUUCCUUGUCAAGAACCUCCUCUUUGAAUGACAAAUCUUUCAAUUCUUCCAACAUCGAAUGGAACAAAACGAAUAGUUCUCGCACCUCGCUCAUUCGUGCACUUUUGUCGGAUAAAAGGCCUGAAGAAAUCCCAAUGUUUGUGGAAUCAUUGCUAAGCAAGCUUGUGGAUGAAGUUGAGAAUCGCUUUCCCAGCCUUGAACUAGUAUGUAGAUUCAACAAUCUUGUUUCAUUUGUUGCUUCACAUUUUGUGUCCCUCCUAUUUUGCAAACAGACAAAAACAUUGGACUCACUCUCUAGUGAUUAG